Punctularia strigosozonata HHB-11173 SS5 is the source of this 156-nucleotide messenger RNA. RefSeq lists its product as uncharacterized. The transcript is spliced from 2 exons. NCBI's taxonomy places the organism in Eukaryota, Fungi, Basidiomycota, Agaricomycetes, Corticiales, Punctulariaceae. Gene Ontology annotation, molecular function: DNA-binding transcription factor activity, RNA polymerase II-specific; RNA polymerase II cis-regulatory region sequence-specific DNA binding. The record is from RefSeq and is a predicted model, not a curated record. The annotation marks the transcript as partial. Gene Ontology annotation, biological process: regulation of transcription by RNA polymerase II.
CAGCGCCCCUACGCAUGCGAUAUGUGCGCGCUGUCUUUCAAUCGUCAACACGAUUUGAAGCGCCACCGGGAUACUCAUACCGGUGAAAAGCCGUUCCUCUGUAACGGCGGAUGUGGGAAGACGUUCACCCGUAAGGACGCUUUGAAACGCCAUCAG